Molecule: messenger RNA, 7117 nt
Organism: Epinephelus lanceolatus (giant grouper)
Lineage: Eukaryota; Metazoa; Chordata; Actinopteri; Perciformes; Serranidae
Gene: eea1
Product: early endosome antigen 1
Biological process (GO): endocytosis
Cellular component (GO): early endosome
Molecular function (GO): 1-phosphatidylinositol binding; metal ion binding
Source: RefSeq, a predicted model, not a curated record
UCUCCCUGACCCGCCCAUUCGCCGCUGCUGCCUGAGCUCGGUCAGGUGUUCUUUGUACAGCGACGUAAACUUUGCAUUUGGAAAACUGAUUGGAUUUUGUGUGGGGACAAACACAGCGAGGCCAUGCUCAGACGGAUACUUCAAAUGACUCCUGGGAAGGGAGGCUCCCAGAAUGCAGAGUCAGAGCAGCCCAGCACAGACCUUAACCAUGAUCAGACGUCUGAGGGCUUCAUCUGCCCUCAGUGCAUGAAGUCUCACAACUCUGCAGAGGAGCUGUUCAAACACUAUGAGCUGUUCCAUGACACCGGAGACCUGCCCGCUCAUAUGGCCCCCACUCGGGAAGACCUUACAAUGCUGCGGCAAGAGGUUCAGGACCUGCACGCUUCACUCAAGGAGGAAAAGUGGUUCUCUGAAGAGCUCAAGAAGGAGUUAGACAAAGUCCAAGGACAACUGAAGCAAAAUGACGGACAGGUGACCUCAGAGGAUUCAGCCCUUGAAAGGAAGUUGAACGAGGCAGAGACAGAAAAGUUCAACAUCAAGCAGAUGAAAGACCUGUUUGAGCAGAAAGCUGCCCAGCUGGCCACAGAGAUAGUAGACAUAAAGUCCCGCUAUGAUGAGGAGAAGAGCCUAAGGGAGGCUGCUGACCAGAGGCUGAGCAAACUGACCGAACAGCUACAGAAGGAGAAGCAGGAGAACGAGAGGCUCCAAACAGAACUGCUGCAGCGACCAGGAGUGGAGGAUGUGGAGGUACUGCAGAAGGAGCUGGUGCAGGUCCAGACACUGAUGGACAACAUGACUCGAGAGAGGGAGGAUGAAUCUGAACGCCUCAAAACCCACUACGAGCAACUGCAGGCUAAUUACACUACCUCAGAGAUUCGUAAACUGGAGAUGACCAUAUCCCAACUCAAAGCAGAGCUGGAGAAGGGUCCACAGGAAGCGGCUGUCUACACACAACAGAUCCAUGAGCUGCAGAGCAAUCUGAAUAAUUUGCAGCAGCAAAGCCAGAGCCUGUCUGAAAAGCUUGCACGUAAGGAGAAAGAGUAUCAGGAACUGGAGGAGCGUCUGGGAGCUGAGAAGUCUGCCAGGAAAGGAGCCCAAAGCAGCCUGAGAGAGAGGGAAUCAGAGGUUCAAGAGCUCCAGGCUCGGGCCACAGGGGCUGAGGCCUCCCUGCAGAAGGCCCAGACGGAGCUUGGAGAGAAGACCGAGGAGGUGGCAAAGUUGAAGAAUGAGAUUACUGAGCUGGAGGUGAAGCACGCAGAGCUGAAGGUUGAGAGGAAACAGUUGGAACAACAAAGGGAAGAAAAAGACAGCCAGGGUGCUCAGCAGCAGACGGAGAUCAGUCAGCUGCACGCCAAACUGCUGGAGGCUGAGAGGCAGCUCGGCGAGGUGCAAGGCCGCCUCAAAGAACAGAGGCAGCUGUCUGGGGAGAAGCUGAAAGACCGUGAGCAGCAAGCAGCCGACCUGCAGCUCAAACUGUCACGUGCAGAAGAACAGUUAAAGGAGAGUGCCAGUAAGAAUACAGACUUGCAGCACCAGCUGGAGAAAGCCAAGCAGCAGCACCAGGAGCUGCAGGCACUGCAGCAAAACACCAACGGCAAACUCCGUGAAGCACAGAAUGACCUGGAGCAGGUGCUGCGUCAGAUUGGAGAUAAGGACCAGAAGAUCCAGAAUCUGGAGGCUCUGCUGCAGAAGAGUAAGGACAUUGUGAGCCAGCUGGAAACCGAAAGAGAGGACUUGUGCGCCAAAAUCCAGGCCGGGGAGGGAGAGACGGCUUUGCUUAACCAGCUAAAAGAGAAAAACCAUGCACUACAAGAACAGGUCACACAGUUGACAGACAAGCUGAAGAACCAAUCAGAGAGCAACAAGCAAGCCCAGGAUAACCUACACGAGCAGGUCCAGGAGCAGAAGACCCUGGUACGUUCAGCCCAGGACCGAGCCCAAACCCUGGAGACCUCCGUCACUGAACUCACUGCCCAGCUCGCAGACAGCAAGGAGAAAGUAGCCCAGCUGGAUGCUCAGCUGAAGGCAAAGACAGAGAUGCUGCUGUCUGCAGAGGCAGCCAAGGCUGCACAGAAGGCGAACCUGGAAAACAACCUUGAGACUGCUCAGCAUGCACUGCAGGACAAGCAGCAGGAGCUGAAUAAAGUUCAGAAGAAGGUGGAGGAGCAGGCCCAAAGGCUCAAGGAGAGACAGGAACAGUGCACACAGCUGGACGCAAGUCUAAAGGAAUGCAAAGACAAGCUAAUGGCCUCAGAGCAGCGUACAGAGCAGCUGGAGGGGCUCAAUAAGAAACUGGAGUCACAGGUUGGGGAGUUGCAGACCACACGUGACCAGGUGCAGAAAGAAGUGCAGAAGCUGCAGAAGGAGGGGUCACAGGUCAAACAGAAAGCCAAGGAGCUGCAGCGCUCACUGGAAAUGGAGAAAGCAGGGGCUACAACACUACAGGAGGAACUGAAGAAAAAAGCAGCUGAUUUGAGUGACAUUCAGCAGCAGCUGGAGCGCAGUGAGCAGGACAAAGCUGCUCUGAAGGUGAACCUGGACAACGUGACCCAGGAGGGAAAGACUAAACAUGCAGAGCUGGACAAAAAGGCUCAGAGUCUGACAGCAGACUUACAGAAGGCCCAACAAGAGAAAGAGGCUCAAAAGAAGGAGCUUGCCUCUUUGCAGGAGAAUCUAGGAAAGGCUAAUAAGGCACUGAAAGAGAGUCGGAGUCAACUGGAUACCGAGAGGAAGAACCAUAAGUCAACAAUGGAAGAGAAGGAAAAGUCCAAUGAGAAGGCCAGACAGGAGCUUCUGAAGAAUAACGAGGCCAUGACCAAGGCAAUGAAAGAAUCUAAAGAGCAGUUGGGGCAGCUAGGAGAGGCAGAGAACAAGUUGAAAACGCAGCUGACCACGCUGGAGCAGCAGCACUCAAAGACUCAGGGGGCACUGAAGGAAAAAGAGAAGGAGCUGGAGAAGCUGCGGGCACAACUCAAGACGGCCCAGGGGUCGUUUGAGGAGGAGACGAAGAAACUGAAGGGGCAAGUGGCAGAGUUACAAGAAGUUAAUGUCAAGAAGACGGAAGAGGAGAGUAAGCUGAAGGCACAGGUGUUGGGGCUUGGCCAGGAGCUGGCCUCUCAGAAGAGUGGGAUGACAGAGCUGCAGAAGACCUUGGAGCAAAGCCAGGAAAGCUUCACUAAGCUUCAGUCUGACUUCUACGGCAAAGAGUCCGAGGUCUCUGCCCUGCGUCAAGACCUGAAGGUGUCAGAGGAGAAGCUGACCUUAGCUCAGGAAGAGCUGGCUGCUAACCGCACCCAUCAGACAGGUUUAGAGGCUCAGAUCCAGGAUCUGCAGAAGGGUCGUGGCUCGUUGGAGCAGGAGCUGGCAAAACGGGACCAGAAGCUCCAACAGCAAGACAAAAUCCUGAAGGAACUACAGAAACAACAGGGUCACAUAAAAGAGGAGCUGGAGAAGGAGAAGAGUAAAGUGGAGGAACUGAACAAAGCUAAGAGUGUCCUGGAAAAGAAUAACACCCGACUGAAUUCUGAAUUAAAAGCACUGACGGAGAAGGGCGAGAAGGAGCUGGGUGAGUUGCGGGAAGCCAAACAGCUGUUGAUCCAGCAGAAACUGGAGCUGCAGGGUCAGGUGGAGGCUGCACAGAAGACCCUGGAGCAGGAGCAGAAGGAGCACGAGGCCACCAAGGACAGCAGGACUCAGAGAGAGGAGCAGCUCCUUGCACAUACCAGGGAUAUCCAGGAUCAGUUGGUGGCAGAGAAGAAAGCAAGAGAAGAGCAGGUGAAGCGCGGGGAGGAGGCAGAAGCUAAGAUGGGUGUGCAGGUGACGGCUCUGAAUGAAAACGUGGCCACGCUGAAGAGAGAGUGGCAGGGCAGCCAACGAAGAGUCGGCGAACUGGAGAAGCAGACGGAUGAGCUGAGAGGAGAGAUCGCUGUGCUGGAGGCCACCGUCCAGAACAACCAGGAUGAGAGACGGGCUCUUCUGGAGAGGUGUGUGAAGGGUGAAGGCGAGAUAGAGAAACUGCAGGCCAAGGUGGUGGAGCUGAGGAGGAAGCUGGAUGACACGACGGCAGCCAUGCAGGAGCUCGGCAGAGAGAACCAGUCGCUCCAGAUCAAGCAGUCCCAGAGUCUGACCAGGAAGUGGGCCGAGGAUCAUGAGGUGCAGAACUGCAUGGCCUGUGGGAAAGGCUUUAGUGUCACUGUCAGGAAGCACCAUUGCAGACAUUGCGGCAACAUCUUCUGUGCAGAGUGUUCAUCAAGGAACGCCCUCACACCGUCCUCUAAAAAGCCAGUACGGGUGUGUGAGACAUGCUUUGAGGAGCUCCAAGGCUGAUUUUCCCCCUCAUCCCUUCACCUCCCCUAAACCCCCUCACCCCGCUUCCCCCCUUCCCCUCCACUUCCUCCUUCAGCGGGCAGAAGAAGAUGUGUCUUUGUCAUAUUUAAUGUGCACUAUUAAGGACAGACCCAGUGCAAAGACUCCCACCUGCAUGUGACUCCUGGCUCUGGCGUGGAGGGAAACAGCUGAAGUGUUUUAAUGAGGAGACGCCAGAGCAGCGCUAUGGGAUCGGGGGUGGGACUGGUUGGGAUUGUCUGUAUCUGUUUUUGUGCCUUUGCUACUCCUGUGGACUGCCAGAGAGCGGAGACAGCGAGAACUAAACACCAUCCAUCUCUUUACGUUUAUGUUCACAUCUCCAUCGUUGUUUGGCAUCACUAGCACGUGCAAGGUGGUUUGCUGUGUGUGUCGUAAGAUGUUUGGCAUCAGCUGUGUGGAGGUGUAAGGUCAGUGUGAGUGGGGGAUGUUAAUGUUGUAAUGGUGAUGUUGAAAAUCACUGCUGCCCUACAAAGGUUAAUGCAGGUAACUUUUGUGAAGAAAAGAAAACUUGUAAAUACCCAGUGUGACAUAUUUUCUGUGUAUAACUGAACCAAUCUGAUCACUUACUAAGAAAAGAACAGAUUUUUAUAGGAAGGACUCAAGUCAUCAAGAAUAUUUUUGGAUAUUGGUUUCGUUUUACUGUCUGAUGUGUGUAAUGACGUGAAUAGAAAAGUGUGUUGAGGUCGUUUUUUGUUUUCCAGAGACACAUUUCAAAUUUGUUUUCAGGAAAUUAUUAUUUGUGCUUUGACAGAUUCAUUUGGCCCCAAAACAAUGCAACUAACACUUAGCUGAAGUUUUGAUGUGACGUUUUGUGGACAGGAUUUCAUAAAAGUGUAAGGUAGAGAUUUUAAAUUCAAGUACAUGCAUUAUUUUUUUCUAAAUUCACAUAAGUUAAGAGCAUCAGAUCCUUCUGUUAGCGUUGUGUUGUGUGGUACAGCACAGCAAAUCUUCAAAUGUAAGAAGAAAGACUGCCCUAAAGAAACCAAUCCAUCAGUCGAUUUAUGCACCAGCGAUUCUCUGUACAGGCCGUGACGCCCAGUCAGUUACUGCAUGUUUCCUUUGUGCGGCAGCACGUUUGUGUAUUUGUUGAAUUUGAUGUAUUCAGCCUAAUCCAUGACCAAAGAAUGUCUGCAGCAGGAAUACAGCCGAGAUGAAAACCCUGAGCUUGUUUCAUAUUUCAGUAUUUUUCUAAGCGUCUCUUUGGAAGCGUUUGAGUUUUAAAUCACAGGGUCCUACAUUUUUAUCUUGAACACAGCAUGUAUGACGACCUUAGAGGCUUUUAUGUACAUUCAGUCUUGCUGUGCCACGUUUCUCUUUGCGUGUUCAUAUUAUUUUUGCAAAUUGUGGUGCUUUCCGCAGACUGUUAAUGCAGUCAUCGAAGGUGCCUGCAUGUUUAUUUUUUAAGUUUUAUUUUCCUGCUGCUUGUCUGCGCUCAGCAGCACUGACUACUGCUGGAGAUGUGUGUGCGUGCGCGUGUGCUCUGCUUUGAAGCAAUAACUGUGGCUGUGUGUGAUGUUGCUGUAACAGAGUCUGUGUUUUAGUGUUUAGGCCUGCUGUGUGUGUCUGCCAAGUUGCACCGUAUGAACGUUGGCUGCUCAGAACCUCAGUAUCUCUCCGGCAAGGUGUGUGCCGGUGCUGCUUUCAGGUGCCGCGGUUGCUGUCGGUUCUCUAUCCAACCUGUGUGCAGCUGAGGACACUGUAAAAGUUCAUUCCUGCUUUGUAUAAUUUAUCAUGUGUUGACAGAUAUCGGUAAGAUCUUCUGUGCAAUUGUCUAAAGACUGGAGCAGGCGGAAACACUGUAUGCCAGGUGACAAUGCAGGCAGUUUUGGCACUUUGCAACAAGCAGCUUGUUUCAGACUUUGGCUUACCAAAUUAGCUCUUAAUGCUCGUGCACUCAAAAAACAACGUCCAUCUCAGUCGCAAGCUCUCAAGAACACCUGUCUCUUUUUGUGUUGCAUUGGUUUUGUUAUGUCUACCUCAGAUUGGCACAGGAAAAGCACUAUUUCUUAACCUUAGAGAUCACAAAUAUUUUGUCAUUGCCUGCAUUUGAUCGAGGAUUUGUGAUUUAUCUAUCAAGCUGUACAGUCCCUUAAAAAACCAGAGAGAUGAUUUGCACCUUAUUGUAUUCUGGGCUCGUCCGUGUAAGAACCCAGCCACAAAUGUAGGACCACCAACUUUAUACAAGCUUCAGCAUUUCUAGCCCCGAUGUGCUUAACUGCUCAUUAUUACUAAGGCUGUCAUAAUUAUCUUUGUAAAUGUUUGUAAUGAAAGAGACAAAGGAAAUAUAUAACACUUGUGGAUGUAGAAACACAACAACAGUGAAAUUGUGUGUGGACUCAUCAGUGUCUUACUCGUUUUUUUUUUUUUUUUUUGUUUGUUUGUUUGUUUGUUUGUUUUGUUUUGUUUUUUUAAAGACAAAAAAAGGCACCACAGGUCUGUACACACUGAAUUGUGGCUUGCUUCGUGUUGCUGUCAGUUAUCAUGCAUGAUGACUUUACUGGCCUGUGGUUCACACGUUUUUCUCCAUGUUUAGAGUCAUCAUAUUUGAUGGUUGUGAAGGUGUGCCUUAGGCCAACGUCUUGUACGUCACUGCUCACUGUCAGCAGGGACACGCACCAUGUAUUACCAGUCUGGGUGAACUCAGUUCACCCGAAGGGACGAGAGAAACAAUGUAAUUUAUGUUCACAUGCACCUGUUGAUUUUCUAAUGCAUCAUCAUGACAAACCUAAAUAAAACCUACAGUAUGUUUCUA